AUGGAGGAAAGCAUUGAAAAACGAUACACGAAACUAACCCAGUUAGAGCACGUUUUGACAAGACCAGAUUCUUACAUUGGGUCUGUAAACCAAGAAUCACUAUCUUCCUGGGUAUGGGAUGACACGGUAAGAGGCAUUGUAAAUAAAACCAUUACUUACGUUCCGGGUAUGUUCAAAAUAUUUGACGAAAUAAUUGUGAACGCAGCUGAUGUGUACGCACGAGAAAAAUUUGAUAAGGUUAAAACCACUAAAUCUAGAAUUAAUAGAAUUACUAAAAUAAGCGUAACAAUCAAUACUGAGAAAAACUACAUCGAAGUAUAUAAUAAUGGUGCUGCCAUACCGGUGGAAAUUCACCAAGAUUACAGUAUUUACGUUCCGGAACUUAUUUUCGGUCAGUUACUGACAUCUGAUAAUUAUAAUGACAGUCAAGAUCGCUAUACAGGAGGUAGAAAUGGGUACGGCGCCAAGUUAGCUAAUAUAUUUUCAACCAUGUUCGAAGUUACUAUUGUAGAUUCAAAACGCAAAAGCAAGUUUUAUUGUAAAUGGCGAAACAACAUGACAAAAAAAGAUGAUUCGAUUAUUACUCCUUGUCUUGAACCAACCGAUUCUGUCACGGUAAAAUUUCACCCUGAUUUUAAAAAGCUUAACAUGCCAGAAAAGUUCAACGGUGACAUUUUGAGUCUGUUGAAAAAAAGAGUUUACGAUCUUGCUGGAACUCUGGAUUUGGAUGUAUAUUUAAAUGGUUCCAAGAUUAAUAUAAAUUCGUUUAAUGAGUAUGUUGAAUUAUAUUUUCAGAAAUACUCAGGUUCCAAAAAUAAAUCUAUUUAUGAAAGAAUAAACCCAUACUGGGAAGUCGAAAUUACUUUAAGUGAAGGUCAGUUUCAGCAAGUCAGUUUUGUAAACAAUAUCAGUACAAGCAAGGGUGGAACUCAUGUCAACUUUAUUUUAGAACCUCUGAUACAGUCACUAUUAAACAAGAUUAAUUCAAAAAACAAGAAAGGUCUUAAACUUAAGUCCCAUCAUAUUAAAAAUCAUAUAUUUUUAUUUUUGAAUUGUAGAAUAGUAAAUCCUACUUUUGACAGCCAAACCAAAGAGUAUAUGACUUUAAACAUGAGCUAUUUGUCUGGAUCUGUGUUUUUAUCUGAGAAGUAUAUUUUAUCGGUAUUAAAAUCGUCAAUAUUAGAAACUAUUAAGCUCUGGGCUAUAACCAAAGAACAAGUUGAACUUAAAAAAUUAAUGAAAACGGGAAAUCGAACUUCUCGAAAAGACACAAUACUUGGUAUACCAAAAUUGGAUGAUGCAAAUGAUGCUGGUUCUAAGUUGAGCGCCGAAUGUACAUUAAUACUAACGGAAGGAGAUUCUGCAAAAACCAGUUGCAUUGCAGGUUUAUCUGUUGUAGGCAGAGAUAAGUAUGGAGUAUUUCCAUUACGCGGAAAAUUACUUAAUGUACGUGAUGCUUCUUUUAAACAACUAGCCGAAAACAAAGAAAUUCAGAAUAUUUUAAAAAUUAUGGGACUUGAAAUAGGUUCGUCCAUUACAAACCCGUCUUCGCUUCGUUAUGGUAGUAUUAUGAUUAUGACUGAUCAAGAUCAUGAUGGGAGUCAUAUAAAAGGACUUAUCAUUAAUCUUCUGCAACACUUUUGGCCCAAUUUGUUGAAAUAUAACGGAUUUUUAAAAGAAUUUGUUACGCCCAUUAUUAAAGUCACAACAAGAAAUAAUACGAUUUCUUUUUUUACGCUUCAGCAAUUUGAAGACUGGAGAGUUUCGUUAACCCCAGAAGUUCUAGCUCGUUAUAAAUUUAAAUACUAUAAAGGGCUGGGUACGUCAACAACUAAAGAAUUCCAGGAUUAUUUCAGCAAAAUACAAGAUCAUCAGCUGGAAUUUGUUUACGAAGAUCCAGAAGAUUUUGAAAGUAUUGAUAUGGCUUUCAACAGCAAACGAGCAGAAGAUCGAAGAAAAUGGAUUCAAAGUUUCGAAGAAGGAACUUUCUUAAACCAUGAGAUUAAACGCAUUCGAUACAAAGAUUUUAUAAACAAGGAACUCGUUCUAUUUAGCCGAUAUGAUUUAGAAAGAUCAAUCCCAAAUGUUAUUGAUGGAUUAAAACCAGCUCAACGAAAAGUUCUUUUUGGUGCUUUUAAGAAAAAUUUAACGAGAAACGAAAUGAAAGUUGCCCAAUUUGCAUCUUAUGUUGCUGAAGUUAGUAGUUAUCACCAUGGAGAAGACUCUAUCGCACAGACUAUUGUCAACAUGGCUCAGCAAUUCGUAGGUUCGAACAACUUAAAUCUGCUUGAACCUUGUGGUCAAUUCGGUAGUAGAAAAGAAGGAGGAAAAGAUUCUUCAGCAACACGUUAUAUUUACACUAAGCUGACGGAAGUGUGUACUUACUUGUUUAGAUCAGAAGACUUUCCUAUACUAGAAUACUGUGUAGACGAAGGUGUUUCAAUCGAGCCUAAAUUUUACGUACCAGUGAUUCCAAACAUUUUGGUGAAUGGGUCAGAAGGUAUAGGAACGGGUUGGAGCUCUACUAUCCCUAACUUCAAUCCGAAAGACAUCAUCGCAAAUAUAAAUGCAUUUUUGGACGAGAAACCUCUGAAAGAAAUGGUUCCCUGGUAUCGUGGAUUUAUAGGAAGAAUGGAGCGGAAUGAUAAAAGCGGCUUUGACUCAGUGGGGUUGAUAGCCGAAACCGAUGAAAAUGUUUUCCAUAUCAGCGAACUUCCGGUCAAAGUUUGGACCCAACCAUACAAAGAGUUUAUUGAAGACAUGCUAACGGCAAACGUUACUCAAGCGAAAGCUUUCGACAGUUAUAUUCUUUGUUUAAAUAAUAAAAAAUUUAUAAUUAUUUCGCCAAAUAAUCGUAAUGGAUUAUAA
Dermatophagoides pteronyssinus (European house dust mite) is the source of this 2868-nucleotide messenger RNA. RefSeq names its product DNA topoisomerase 2-like. The record is from RefSeq and is a predicted model, not a curated record. Lineage: Eukaryota; Metazoa; Arthropoda; Arachnida; Sarcoptiformes; Pyroglyphidae.